Messenger RNA from Coregonus sp. 'balchen', 13966 nucleotides. Lineage: Eukaryota; Metazoa; Chordata; Actinopteri; Salmoniformes; Salmonidae. The record is from the annotation of a GenBank genome assembly.
AUGUCCACUCCAGUUCCGAAUUUGGAGUGGAAAUGAGUGAUAGACAUCCAUGAGAAUAGGCUCUGAGACAUUAUGAUUUUGAGUCAGUGUGACCUCGUAGGCUGUGUCGUAGUUACAGCUCUCCAUCUGUUACGUUUUCUUAGCCAAAAAAACACUAGACUACAUACACUACAGCUGAAAUCGCUGUGUGAGUGCACCGUCGGUUGGGAUAUUGGUACCUACCCGCAGGUGCAUAUCUGGCACAAACAUUGGAUUGUCAUGGUGUCUGUCUGUUGACUAUACACUCCACUCCUGCUGUCAGAUUAAACUUUGAACAUAAUUUUGUGGUUUAGAAUAAUGAUUCCAAAAUUGGAAUUUAAUAUUCGAGAAUGUGUUGUUUGUGUCAUAAUGAAGGCUCGUUCCACAGGUGUGAUCAUAUAAUUGGAACAUAUUCUUUGAAUGUGACAAACUUUAUGACAUAUACAGUGGGGGAAAAAAGUAUUUAGUCAGCCACCAAUUGUGCAAGUUCUCCCACUUAAAAAGAUGAGAGAGGCCUGUAAUUUUCAUCAUACGUAUACGUCAACUAUGACAGACAAAUUGAGAAUUUUUUUCUCCAGAAAAUCACAUUGUGGGAUUUUUUAUGAAUUUAUUUGCAAAUUAUGGUGGAAAAUAAGUAUUUGGUCAUCUACAAACAAGCAAGAUUUCUGGCUCUCACAGACCUGUAACUUCUUCUUUAAGAGGCUCCUCUGUCCUCCACUCGUUACCUGUAUUAAUGGCACCUGUUUGAACUUGUUAUCGGUAUAAAAGACACCUGUCCACAACCUCAAAAAGUCACACUCCAAACUCCACUAUGGCCAAGACCAAAGAGCUGUCAAAGGACACCAGAAACACAAUUGUAGACCUGCACCAGGCUGGGAAGACUGAAUCUGCAAUAGGUAAGCAGCUUGGUUUGAAGAAAUCAACUGUGGGAGCAAUUAUUAGGAAAUGGAAGACAUACAAGACCACUGAUAAUCUCCCUCGAUCUGGGGCUCCACGCAAGAUCUCACCCCGUGGGGUCAAAAUGAUCACAAGAACAGUGAGCAAAAAUCCCAGAACCACAUGGGGGGACCUAGUGAAUGACCUGCAGAGAGCUGGGACCAAAGUAACAAAGCCUACCAUCAGUAACACACUACGCCGCCAGGGACUCAAAUCCUGCAGUGCCAGACGUGUCCCCCUGCUUAAGCCAGUACAUGUCCAGGCCCGUCUGAAGUUUGCUAGAGUGCAUUUGGAUGAUCCAGAAGAGGAUUGGGAGAAUGUCAUAUGGUCAGAUGAAACCAAAAUAGAACUUUUUGGUAAAAACUCAACUCGUCGUGUUUGGAGGACAAAGAAUGCUGAGUUGCAUCCAAAGAACACCAUACCUACUGUGAAGCAUGGGGGUGGAAACAUCAUGCUUUCGGGCUGUUUUUCUGCAAAGGGACCAGGACGACUGAUCCGUGUAAAGGAAAGAAUGAAUGGGGCCAUGUAUCGUGAUAUUUUUUGUGAAAACCUCCUUCCAUCAGCAAGGGCAUUGAAGAUGAAACGUGGCUGGGUCUUUCAGCAUGACAAUGAUCCCAAACACACCGCCCGGGCAACGAAGGAGUGGCUUCGUAAGAAGCAUUUCAAGGUCCUGGAGUGGCCUAGCCAGUCUCCAGAUCUCAACCCCAUAGAAAAUCUUUGGAGGGAGUUGAAAGUCCGUGUUGCCCAGCGACAGCCCCAAAACAUCACUGCUCUAGAGGAGAUCUGCAUGGAGGAAUGGGCCAAAAUACCAGCAACAGUGUGUGAAAACCUUGUGAAGACUUACAGAAAACGUUUGACCUGUGUCAUUGCCAACAAAGGGUAUAUAACAAAGUAUUGAGAAACUUUUGUUAUUGACCAAAUACUUAUUUUCCACCAUAAUUUGCAAAUAAAUUCAUAAAAAAUUUUUUUCUCAAUUUGUCUUUCAUAGUUGACGUGUACCUAUGAUGAAAAUUACAGGCCUCUCUCAUCUUUUUAAGUGGGAGAACUUGCACAAAUAGUGGCUGACUAAAUACUUUUUUCCCCCACUGUAUGCUUAAGGGAGACAAAGAGAGAGAGAGAGAGAGACACACACACAGAGAGAGAGAGAGACACACACACAGAGAGAGAGAGAGACACACACACAGAGAGAGAGACACACACAGAGAGAGAGAGACCCAGUGGCAUGUAUUCAUGGAUGCCAAGGGAAGCAUAGCCACGGGAAGUAGGGGUGCUGACGGUGCUGCAGCACCCCCUGAAAAAUCAGAAUCCAAUCAUUUUUUUAUUACAAAACAUAAGUGUUUUUUAAAAAUGUUUUUGGUUUUCACAAAAGUAGUGCACUGGGCCUUUACUAGUAUUAGGGAACCAAUAUAGAGGUCUGUAGCAUGGACAAAAACAUAUUUUCAGCAUCUCCACUGGCAAAAAAAGGUAGUUGUAUAAUUAAGAACAGUAUAUUGCAGGAUUCAAUAGUUGGAAUUGUAAGAGUUGUUGGCCUGUCCCUUUCUCUGCGAUUGUCAUUCUAAUGGAAUCCAGAAAGAACAAAACCCUGUCCUCAAACAUUUACAUCAAAAGGUGCAAAGUUAUGAACAAAAACAUCCUCAUCAAAUUAUAUAUUUUUCUUGAUCAAAUAACAUGGAAAACAACCACUUCUUGUGCAGUGUUAAUUGACCAUCCUUACGAACCACUUAAUGUAGCUGCUGCUGCCUAUUGAAAUCACUGGCCACUUAAGAAAUAGAACACUAGUCACUUUAAUAAUGUUUACAUAUCUUGUAUUACUCAUCUCAUAUGUAUUUACUCUAUUCUAUAAUAUUCUACUGUAUCUUAGUCCAUAUAUGUAUAUAUUCUUAAAUUCCAUUCCUUACUUAGAUUUGUGUGUAUUGGGUAUAUGUUGUGAAAUUGUUAGAUAUUACUUGUUAGAUAUUACUGCACUGUCGGAGCUAGAAGCACAAGCAUUUCGCUACACCCGCAAUAACAUCUGCUAAACACGGGUAUGUGACAAAUACAAUUUGAUUUGAUUUUAAAUGUACAUUACUGUAUUGUACAUAUGCUGAUCAUCUAGGUUUGUACCUGUAGACUUUCCAUCACCAUGAAGGAAAACAAUGCACAAUACAGUAAUUCAGUAUAUUGAUACAUCAAGUGGUUUGUGAUGAUGUGAUGUGAUGGUGAGGCUCAGUUGGUUGAGCAUGGUGCUUGCAAUGCUAGGGUUGUGGGUUUGAUUCCCACAGGGGACCAGUAGGAAAAUGUAUGCACUCACUACUGUAAGUUGCUCUAGAUAAGAGUGUCUACUAACAUGGAAAAUAAAUGAAUAGACCAUUUCAGUUUUCAUAGAAAUAAGUUGCAUUUGCAAAGUACAUCAAGCAAGUAUUUUUUAUAUUUCACAAGUAUUAUCAGAUUAACUGUUUUGUACAGAUAAUUGUCAGACUCAAGUUACAAAUGCUGGUAAACACUCAAAUACAUUUAGUUUUUUUUAAAUCACAAAGGUAGUGCACUGGGCCUUUAAUAGUCCCCGUAUUAGUGGACCGAUUUGGAUGUCUCUGAAAUUAUAAAGCUGUCGCAUGACUCAGAUGCGUCAGGGAAGUCAAAUAAGGACAAUGAACUUUGAUCACACUCAACAGGCCAUUGGAGCUGCUUUCACUAGUUGCAACAUUAAGUAAACAUUUAUAUAAAGUUGGAUUACAAAACCUUCCACAUCCUGUACAAAUACACUACCGGUCAAAAGUUUGGACACACUUACUUAUUCAAGGGGUUUUCUUUAUUUUUACAUUGUAGAAUAAUAGUGAAGACAUCAAAAACUAUGACAUAACACUUAUGGAAUCAUGUAGUAACCAAUGUGGGAACUCCUUCAAGUGUAGCCUGGCCUGGGACAUGUAUGUGAGCCAGGUGGAAGUCUUGUUUAAUUUCUAUGUUGUCGGUCUCCCAGAACGGGUGUGUGAUGGGAGCAAUAUUUACUGUUGUCUGCACUUUGGUUUGUGGUUUCUUCUUUUGGUUGGUAUUGAGGACUUCACGUUUGUUCUUUGUUUUGAUCGUGUGAUCUAGACAAUAAAUUAAAUAUGUUCACCCGCAACGCUGCGCCUUGGUCUCCCUCAUUAGACGAUCGUGACAGAAGAAACCACCUUAACCAGACCAAGCAGCGUGUUCAGGAGCCAUCGCUGGCAGAUCUCCGUGGCAACCUCGACUGGAUCAAGCAGCGUGACGAGGAGAGAGGAUGGACGUGGGAGGAGAUGAUUGCGAGUCUGGCAAGAGGGAGGAGAGACCCCCAGGAAAUUUUUAGGGGGGGGCUCACGACGUCGGGCCAGCAGGUGUACGGGUUAGAGCGGUGCAAAGCGUUGGCAGAGAAGGCCGCCAGGUUAGGGGGGCCACUGGGCACAGAGGAGAGGGAAAGUGUGGAGGCACGGCGAGAGGUACUGGGGUGUGUUACCAGUCCGGUCCGGCCCGUUCCUGAUCCCUGCGUGGGGCCAGUGGUGUGUGUCCCCAGUACGGUCCGGCCUGUUCCUGCCAUUCCCACCAAGUCAGUGGUGCGCGUCGUCAGCCCAGCCCGGCCUGUUCCUGCCAUUCCCACCAAGUCAGUGGUGCGCGUCGUCAGCCCGGCCCGGCCUGUUCCUGCCAUUCCCACCAAGUCAGUGGUGCGCGUCGUCAGCCCAGCCCGGCCUGUUCCUGCCAUUCCCACCAAGUCAGUGGUGUGCGUCGACAGCCCAGCCCGGCCUGUCCCUGCUCCACGCACAAAGCCUACGGUGUGCGUCGACAGCCCAGCCCGGCCCGUUCCUGCUCUCCGCACCAAGUCUGUGGUGCGCGUCGCCAGCCCAGUCCGGCCCAUCCAAGCUUCCCGCACCAAGCCAGUGGUGUGCGUCGUCAGUCCGGCACGGCCCGUUCCUGCUCUCCGCACCAAGUCUGUGGUGCGCGUCGCCAGCCCAGUCCGGCCCAUCCAAGCUUCCCGCACCAAGCCAGUGGUGUGCGUCGUCAGCCCUGUCCGGCCCGUUCCUGCUCUCCGCACCAAGUCUGUGGUGCGCGUCGCCAGCCCGGUCCGGCCCGUACAAGCUCCCCGCACCGGGUCAGUGGUGCGCGUCGUCAGCCCGGUCCGGCUCAUUCCUGCUCCCCGCACCAAGUCAGGGGUGCGCUUCGUCAGCCCGGUCCGGCCCGUUCCUCCUCCACGCAUCAAGCCAGGGGUGUGCGUCGUCAGUCCAGCACAACCCGUGCCUGGGUCAUGUCCGGAGCCGGAUCCGCCGCCGAGGCGGAGUGCCCACCCGGUCCCUCCCCUGUUGUGGUUGUUUGGCGCGGCCGGAGUCCGCGCCUUUGGGGGGGGGGGUACUGUCACGCCCUGGCUCUGGGGACUAUGUUAUGUUGAGCCAGGGUGUGUAAGUCUAUGUUUAAUUUUCUAUGUUGGUCUGAGUGACUCCCAAUCAGAGGCAACGAGUGUCAGCUGGGUGUCUCUGAUUGGGAGCCAUAUUUAACUGUUUGUCUUGCACUUUGUGUUUUGUGGUUUCUUGUUCCUUUUGGUUGUGUAUCGAAGGACUUCACGUUUCGUUCUUUGUUUUGAUCGUGUGAUCUAGACAAUAAAUUAAAUAUGUUCACCCGCAACGCUGCGCCUUGGUCUCCCUCAUUAGACGAUCGUGACAUCAAGACUGUUGGAAAAGCAUUCCAGGUGAAGCUGGUUGAGAGAAUGCCAAGAGUGUGCAAAGCUGUCAUCAAGGCAAAAGGUGGCUACUUUGAAGAAUCUCAAAUCUCAAAUAUAUUUUUAUUUGUUUAACACUUUUUUGGUUACUAGAUGAUUCCAUAUGUUAUUUCAUAGUUUUGAUGUCUUCACUAGUAUUAUAUAAUGUAGAAAAUAGUAAAAAUAAAGAAAAACCCUUGAAUGAGUAGGUGUCCAAACUUUUGACUGGUACUGUACGUCAUCUUGUCAGUUUCUCAUGUCACAUGCAAGACAUAGCCUAGGCCAAGCGGCAAAAACCAAUGUAACAAAAAUACAAAGCUAGACAUUUAUCAUGUGCUUCUAGACAACUGCAACUUGUCCAUGCUAUGUAGGCCUACUGAUUCUGUACAGUUGAUGGUGACAUCACAAAGUGCAUCAAUAAAGUGACGACAUUCAUUGUUCAUGGUCCACAGGUUGUACUUUGCUUGACAUCACAUCAGGCCAGUCAAAUAAAAUUGUAUGAUGGACACUUCUGGAUUGUAAUACACUAUGUAAUCGGAUGAUAGUCCAGACCAGUACAGAGUAGUAAUCACAAACGUCACUUAGUCAUUGGAAGGGUCAGUUCUAGCCUACUACAACUUAUAACCAGUGACGUAGUGGAGGGUAAACUUUGUUUUUACCCACCUUUCUAUUAACCUAGAUCAUUUCUUUCCAUUUUCAUUAGCAUUUGCCCACCUAUUUACCCACGGUGCUCAGGUUUAACCUACUUUACCACUACUUCCAUGCUUAUAAAUAUACAAGUCAAAGGAAAGGGGGUUCAGUUAUGUAGAAAAGUCUAUCUUAGUCCAAUAUCUCUUUAAUCCAGACUUUGAGCAACGUCAAAAAUAAUGGCCAACUGGGGAAUAGAUCAUUGAGUAAUACUGUAUUCCAAAAUCACAUGGCAUGAUGAUUCAUAGUCUAAGGAUGGCAUGAUGAUUCAAGCCAUUGUAAUGAUAGUGUAACACACAGAGUCAUGUCACACAGCCUAAAUGGUUUGAUAAAAGUAUCUGUUCUUCUGACACCCCUCACUGUAAAGAUUCUGGUACUGUAAAACCCAGGUUCAAAAGCCGGUCAGUCCAUGGAAUUCAAUGACUUUUUGGCUAGGGAUGUAUUCUGAAAUGGCCACCACCUACUUUAAGGGACCAUUAUUAAAAGGGAAUCUCUGAAUGAAUGUGGAAUAGACUCCAAACAGCAGUAAAUUGUAUUAUCGGAUACAUAUAACAUCUAUGGGAUAUCCACUAUAGAGGUUGUUAGUGUAAGAAGUUAUCACAUGCAAUAUGUUAAAUGUCUGACAUCGUUUAUCCUCAAGUGAUGCAGGACUGUGUCAGGCCAUUCAUUUAUCUAGGAAAUCCCCUGCCUUUUUCACACUCGUUACCUUUGCCCUAGAAUUGUUAGCGGCGAUUACGUCAAGUUAUGAGCAAUAUCUCGCGAGAAGCAGAGACUAUAAAUACGGGCGCUGUUCGUUCACAAUCAAAUCUGAUACGGAAUAAGUUAUUACACUGCUGGGAUCAUCAUCAUCAUCAUCAUCAUUUACCAAAAUUAACCAACAUACGUGGUAGGUAAUCUUGUUAAACUUUUUCAUGAUCAUACUUUUAUGUGUUUAUUUAAUUUACUUAUCAACCAAUUUGGUGGAUAUUUGUCUGAACGCGAGAGUUCCUCUUUCGAAUUUGACAGCGAUACAGUAACGUUUGCUGCUACACUUUAUCAAUCAAUAUCGCCUUCCCUGUUGUUGUUUGGGUAGAUCAUUGAGUUGACAUAAUGAUGUAGAAAAACAAUGCUGAUUUAUUUUUUUUCCUUCCGAGUUGUUCAUAACAUUAAUUUGUCUUCCUCCUCUUGUUUAGGUUUGCAGACAUGGAAGUCGUUGAAGUCGUCAAUAACCAGGUGUGUCUUUUGGGGAGUGAAACGGAUCAAAGUAGUGAGUGCCAGCAGAUAAUAAAACAGAACAGAAGUGAAUAUACAGAACAUGAUCGAAAGUAGGCUACAACUCCUCAGAUAGUUGACAUUCAGUUGGCAUGGUUAUAGGUUUGUCUUUAUUUUUGAUUGUGUGUUUACAAGUCCAAUGUUAUGAUAAAGGAUAGCAAGUUACAAAGUUUCAUACUACAGUAGCCAACUUUAGUCAGGAGCUGCUAGGCAUGGAUCCUUUUGACCUCAGGUGGGUUAGGUUGCUCAUCCUAAAUCUGAAGAAGGAAAAACACUAUAAAUUCAGAAGCCAAAAGCAUACUUAGGGCUUCUACUUGUAGCAUUGCUGACAUUACUCUUGAGAUUGUAACACGCAGUGUUCUAACAUCCAUUUUCAACUAAUUUCUCACCAGAAUGUGGUUGAGAGGGUGGCCAGCCUCCCCUUGGUGAGCUCCACCUAUGACAUGGUGUCCAGUGCCUACUGCACCACCAAGGAUAACCACCCCUACCUCAAGUCCAUGUGUGAGGUGGCCGAGCAGGGGGUUAGGACCCUCACCACUGCAGCGCUCACCGGUGCAGCACCCAUCAUCGGCAAGCUGGAGCCACAAAGUAAGAAUAUGUAGCCAUCUCCAAAUCUAUAGGCACCUGGUAUAUUUGCACUAAUGUAGACCUACAUAUUGAGUUUAAUCUAUUUGAUUAAUUGCCUAUGUGUUGGUAAAAGCUGAAAAUGGAAAAGCAAGCGCUUUGCCAGAAUGGAAUUUCUAGUAUAAGAUUUUAAACACAUGCUUAUUACAAAAAUACUGUGCUUUUCUAGGUCAGUUCGGUUUCGAUUAUAAAAAAAUAAUCCGGGUUUUUCAGUACAAACACAAAGCGGGGUGCUGAGAAUACCCCCUCGGUACAGAAGGCUAUAUCGGUCCGCUAAUACAGGACUAGUAAAGGCCCAGUGAACUACUUUAGUAACAAAUAAAACAACUUUUUCCAAAAUGUUUUUAAUAUUUUAUUUUAUUUAUUAUUCUAUUACUUAGCACCCCAAUUUAGCUAGGCCAGCUGCAGAGCUGUCUGGCAAACUAAUAGUACUAGUUCUUCAAAGAUAAGGCAUACUUUUACGAACUGUCUCUAUCCCUUUCUCUCGUCCUUGUGUACAUUCUUCUCUCAUGCGGUCUAUGCAGUGUUUGGAUCUAACCUAACGUAGCAGCAGUGGCGUAAAGUACUUAAGUAAAAAUACUUUAAAGUACUACUUAAGUAGUUUUUUUGGGUAUCUGUACUUUACUAUUUAUAUUUCUGACAACUUUUACUUUUACUUCACUAUAUUCCUAAAGAAAAUAAUUUACUUUUUACUCUAAACAUUUUCCUUGACUCCCAAAAGUCUUGUUACAUUUUGAAUGCUUAGCAGGACAGGAAAAUUGACAAAUUCACACACUUAUCAAGAGAACAUUCCUUGUCAUCCCUACUGCCUCUGAUCUGGCGGACUCACUAAACACAAAUGCUUAGUUUGUAAAGAUGUCGGAGUGUUGGAGUGUGCCCCCGGCUAGCCGUAAAUAAGAACAAGAAAAUAGUGCCCUCUGGGUUGCUUAAUAUAAGGAUUUUGAAAUGAUUUAUACUUUUACUUUUGAUACUUAAGUAUAUUUAAAACCAAAUACUUUUAGACUUUUACUCAAUUAGUAUUUUACUGGGUAACUUUCACUUUUACUUGAGUCAUUUUCUAUUAAGGUAUCUUUACUUUUACUCAAGUAUGACAAUUAGGUACUUUUUCCAACACUAAAAAAAACUGGCGCAAUGGAUUAUGGUCAUUGUCGUUAAUUACCACAUUUCUGCACUAAACUAGGUUGAAUAUUUGCUUAAUGAAAACUACAACUCCCUUUAGCCCAGCGUCCCACAUAGUUCUUCAGUUUAUUGCUCUCGUGAAUGAUUAGAAUUUUCUCUAGAGAAAUAGCGCGUUGGGCUCACAAAACCCCCCGAAUGUAAAUGGUAUUCAAGUAAUUGAACCGACAUUGGUCCAAUUAGUUGUUUAAUAACCGAACCCCCCCACCCCCUCCCAAAAUGUUGGUUAAUCGCUCAGCACUCAAUCAUGAGAAGAUUGAGUUAGACUUCCUAAUUGUGUAAGGAGCAGGAAGUCUGGCAAGUCAUCUGAGCUGUUGCUCAACAACAUAACCUUUUACCUAGUAAUCACGUCUUUGGCCUUGUCUUGAACCAGUAACACUUUUUUUUGUGUUCCUGUAGUGCUACAAUUUGACUCUCCCUUCCCAACCUUGAAUGUGAUACAUUUUGCUUAUAAUGUUAUGCCCUCUUUUUCUGCCACCAGUUGCCAUGGCCAAUGACUUGGCCUGUAAAGGUCUGGAUAAGAUUGAGAAGACCUUGCCAAUCCUGCACCAGCCUUCUGAGCAGGUACAUGACUCUCACUGGCCAGUUAUUGCUUGGUACCGAAUGACACAACGCAACACCGCAUUUCACAAUGAGUCAAGUGGAUGCCAGUCAGGUUGGCCAACCGUAGAGGGAGGAGCAAUGGUUUCAAAAUCUGUGACGCAUCACCUAUUUGGACAUGGCUCUCCCUCUGUCGUAAGCAAGUGUCUAGUCAGUCAGCAGUCAUCCAAAGGCCAGGGUUCACUCGCUUCAAAAAUGAGCUCAAUCUCAAUGUGACUUUCCUGGUUAAAUGAAAAACAACUUUUUUUCUCCCCAUCCCAUUCUUCCUGUCUAGAUUGUCGCCAACGCCAAGUAUGCAGUGACCGGUGCCAAAGACGUGAUGUCAGUCACCGUCACAGGGGCCAAGGACAGUGUGUCCCACACCUUGACCAAUGCGGUGGACCGGACCAGGGGUGCCGUGCAGGACGGAGUGGAGAUUACCCGUGCUGCGGUCCAGGAUGGUAUGCAGAUGACCCGGGCAGCGGUCAACGGCAGUGUGAAUACGGUGAUGGAGAGCCGUGUGGCCCAGAUGGUCAGCAGCGGAAUGGACACGGCACUCACCACCUCCGAGAGCCUGGUGGACCAGUACCUGCCUCGCACUGAGGAUGAGUUGGGUGAGUGAGAGCUAGGCUUAUAACCUAACAUAGCCUCUUACAAUGGAUUCUCAGUGAUGACUCUGGAGAAUGGGACUGGGGCUAGCAACAACACCAAAGAGCAUUAGGAUCAGUUAUUGUUACUAUUUAGCUAUGCUGUUGAUGUGGCUAUUCAUCCACAUUCCAGAGAAACUGCAGCAAAUCGGCUUCGGUUGACAUUCUCAGAAACGAAGCUUAUUCAGACAUGACCCAUGUUUUCUAAUGACCAAAAGAUAACAUUUCUGAUUGUUUUGGGCUAAAUAUCUUGGUUUAGAGUACAGUGAUGAAUAAAGAGGAAUAAUCCUGUACACAAUGUUUCGUACAACACUUCCAAAACAUAUGUUGUCAAUAGACUGUGUUCGGAAGUGAACUACUCAUUUACUCAUAAUGCUAUGUUUUUUACAUUUUAGUCAUUUUAGCAGACGCUCUUAUUCAGAGCGACUUACAGUUAGUGAGUGCAUAAUUUUUUUUUCAUACAGGCCCCCCAUGGGAAUCGAACCCACAACCCUGGCGUUGCAAGCGCCAUGCUCUACCAACUGAGCUACACGGGGCCACGUGUGAUUAGAUUAACGAAGCUUGCUCACUUAAACCCAUACAAUGUCAGCAAGCAUUUACAUUACAUUUACAAUGAUUCUUUGUAUUUAUUAUGGAUCCCCAUUAGCUGCUGUCAAGGCAGCAGCUACUCUUCCUGGGGUCCAGCAAAAUUAAGGCAGUUAUACAUUACAAUACAUUCAUAACAGAUUUCACAACAUAUUAAGUGUGUGCCCUCAGGCCUCUACUCAACUACCACAUAUCUAUAACACAAUCUGUGUGUACAUGUGUGUAUAGUGCGUAUUUUAUCAUGUGUUUGUAUGUAGGUGUCUGUUUGUGUUGCUUCACAGUCCCCGCUGUUCCAUAAGGUGUAUUUCUAUCUGUUUUUUUUAAAUCUAAUUUUACUGCUGGCAUGAGUUACUUGAUGUGGAAUAGAGUUCCAUGUAGUCAUAGCUCUAUGUAGUACUGUGCGCCUCCCAUAGUCUGUUCUUGACUUAUAAACUGUGAAGAGACCUCUGGUGGCAUGUCUUGUGGGGUAUGCUGGGUGUCCGAGCUGUGUGCCAGUAGUUCAGACAGACAGCUCGGUGCAUUCAACAUGUCAAUACCUCUCACAAAUACAAAUAGUUGCUACAUCCAUUUUUGGACUUAUAAAUGAAUGAUAUGCACCCAUUGAUUCUUGAAGAAUAUAACUUACAAAUGCCUCAUGAGCUUAGUUCAAUUGUCGUACCCCAUCAGAACCUAAAAUAUAAGCUUGUUCUAAUCCAAUGUUUGUAAACAAAGUAAAUGUAAACAAUCACUGUAUAGCCCGAAAACAUGGUUAAAACUAUAAUUUUGAUAUCAUGGAUGGUCAUUCCUUGAAUCCAUAGCUCGGUCUUUGAAUUUGAGUGGUUACAUUUCUCCAGGCCCAUUCCCCCCGCUUUUUACCGAAACAGUGGUGGGGAGAACGAUUAGUUAUUGUUUCAACUCCUGAUUGCCGCUUUAAUUUCAUGUUCCUCUUUUCAUCGUGACAGAAAUGGAGGCUGAAAUGGUCAAAGGAUUCGACGUGGCCAAGGAUGCACCUAGCUACUAUGUCCGACUGGGCUCUCUGUCUACCAAGUUGCGUAAGAGGGCAUACCACAAGGCCCUGGCUCAGGUCAAAGACGCCAAGCAGCGCAGCCAGGAGUCCAUCUCACAACUCAACCACACUGUGGACCUAGUGAGUGUUGACAUCAAAUGAUUGAAAUCGAAGUGGAAAUGGGAACAUUAUUCUCUAUAGAAAGUGUACAUUUUGCAGAUAAAUUAUUUUAACUCUUUCAUAAGAUUUUUCAAGAUCUCAUGAGGUUCCCUUGCACUGAAUUCAUUUCAUUUAUGUGGGAAUGAGAUGUUCGUUAAGUCUAUCAUUUCAUUUUCAACACUUUUAGAUUGAAUACGCCAGAAAGAAUAUUGACGGAGCUAACCAGAAGGUGAAAGGGAAACUGAGCUCCCUGAUUGAGUGGAAGUCUAAUGAGGAAAAAGAUGGCAACGAGGCCGAGGUAAUGACCAUACUAAAGAGCACUCAUCAUAAAAUACAAUUUUAGCCACAUCAUAUUGUACAUGGAGCACCAAGUCUAGGUCCAAAAGGCUUCUUAACAGCUUCUACCCCCAAGCCAUAAGACUACUGAACAGCUAAUCAUGGCUACCCAGACUAUUUACAUUAACCCCCCUUUUAUGCUGCUGCUACUCUGUUUAUUAUUUAUGCAUUGUCACUUUAACUCUACCCACAUGUACAUAUUACCUCAACUAACCGGUGCCCCCCCACAUUGACUCUGUACUGGUACCCCCCUGUAUAUAGCCUCCCUACUGUUCUUUUAUUUUACUGCUGCUCUUGAAUAAGUUUCAAUUUUUUUAUUAAUCAAUUUUUUACUUAACACUUUUUUUUCUUUUCUUAACUGCAUUGUUGGUUAAGGGCUUGUAAGUAACCAUUUCACUGUAAGGUCUACACCUGUUGUAUUCGGUGCAUGUGGCAAAUAACAUUUGAUUUGAUCCACUCUUGCAGUUUUGAGUCCAAAUUCCAUAUUUAAGUUAUUACUACUCCUUGGGGAAAAAUCUACUUUAUUGUAUGUGAAGAUGCAGGUGAAUUAAAUGGUCUUCAUCAUUUAUCCCCCAGAACAUAGAGUCGAGGACCCUGACCAUAGCGCGCUCCCUCACCCAGCAGCUACAGACAACGUGCCAGGUUCUGGUGUCUGGCCUGCAGGGCCUUCCCCAGAACAUCCAGAAGGAGGCGCUGUUCCUCAGCCGCUCAGCCUCCCAGGUCUACUCCAGCUUCAGCAAAGCGGCGGCGUUUGGGGACCUGUCGGAUGGCGUGCUGGCCAGCAGCAAGGCCCAGCUGGGCAAGAUGAAGGAGUCGCUGGAUGACGUCAUGGACUACCUGAUUAACAACACACCCCUCAACUGGCUGGUAGGUCCCUUUUACCCCCGGCUGGCCCCACCCCCCACCGUCACGUCCUCCCAGUCCCAGAAGACACCAGCCCCCGCAGAGGUGGAGAUGAAAUCAAUAGACUAACUAGCUGCCUGUUUAACGACUAUCACAUCUCAUAUUAUUCAUCCAUCAAAUAUCCUUGAUAGUCACACAGCCUGCAUUUAUUCAGCAUGUUGAUGAAUACAUGUUGACAUACUGUUUGAAUGUUGCUCAGUGUGUGCUCAAUAAUCUAGCUUCAUUUCCACAUGCAUUUUCUUAUGCAGCACAUUGCUUUUGAUGCUACUGUUGUUUUUGACAUCACUUUAUAUCCUGUUGUAAUCAUAACCUGCCAUAUAGUAGAUACAGCAUUGUGUUAAUACAUUACCUUGUAUGCUGCCAUCUUUGUACAACAAUUCUAAUAAAGAAGUUAAA